Molecule: messenger RNA, 924 nt
Organism: Talpa occidentalis (Iberian mole)
Lineage: Eukaryota; Metazoa; Chordata; Mammalia; Eulipotyphla; Talpidae
Product: olfactory receptor 4C11-like
Exons: 1
Coding region: 1-924 (307 amino acids)
Biological process (GO): G protein-coupled receptor signaling pathway
Cellular component (GO): membrane
Molecular function (GO): olfactory receptor activity; G protein-coupled receptor activity
Source: RefSeq, a predicted model, not a curated record
AUGCAGCCAAAUAACAGCGUAACUGAGUUCAUACUGUUAGGAUUGACUCAAGAUCCUAAGAAACAGAAAAUGGUAAUUGCUGUCAUCUUCAUUUUCUAUCUGGGAACUGUGGUCGGGAAUUCGCUCAUUACUGUGACUAUCAGGUGCAGCCGGACACUCAGGAGCCCCAUGUACUUCUUCUUAUUCUAUUUGUCCCUUGCUGAUUCCUGCUUUUCAACAUCCACAGCCCCAAGACUCAUUGCGGAUGCUUUUUCAACCAAAAAAACCAUAUCUUACAAUGAGUGCCUGACUCAAGUCUUUGCACUACAUUUAUUUGGCGCCAUGGAGAUCUUUGUCCUCGUCCUCAUGGCGGUUGAUCGCUAUGUGGCCAUUUGUAAGCCCUUGCGGUACCCAACCAUCAUGAGCCAGCAGGUCUGCUUCAAUUUGGUUGUUUUUGCCUGGGUGGGGUCUUGCGUACAUUCUAUCGCUCAGAUCAUUCUGGCCUUGAGAAUGCCUUUCUGUGGACCCAAUUUGAUUGAUCAUUAUUGCUGUGAUCUGCAGCCCUUGCUGAAACUUGCAUGCAUGGACACUUAUGUGUUCAAUCUGCUGUUCGUCUCUAACAGUGGGGUUAUUUGUACAUGCAGCUUUGCGGUUCUGAUGAUAUCGUAUGUUUUUAUCUUGCAUUCACUGAGGAACCACAGUGCAGAAAGCAGGAAAAAAGCUCUCUCCACCUGCACAUCCCACAUCAUUGUAGUAAUAUUAUUCUUUGGUCCUUGUAUAUUCAUAUAUACACGUCCCCCAACCACUUUCCCUAUGGACAAGAUGGUGGCAGUGUUUUAUACAAUUGGAACACCCUUUCUCAACCCACUCAUCUACACUCUGAGAAACGCAGAAGUGAAAAAUGCCAUGAGAAAAUUAUGGCAUAUCAAAAUUACAUCAGAAUGA